CGCCGCGGCCCGCACCCAGAUGCUGGAAGCGCCUGAGCCGUGAGCAGCUGCAAGUUCGCCAUGCACAGCCCCGCAUAUUGCCCCGAGCUCGGCCCCGGCCUCGCCAUGGUGCCGCGCAAGGAGCGCGCGGCGCUGGACGACCGGCACGACAGCGGCCUGGACUCUAUGAAGGAGGAGGACUACGACCAGCUGGUGCGCGACCUGCGCGACAUCCGCCUGCAGCCGCCCGUCGCGCUGCCCGCGCCGGCCCCGGCCUGGCGCCACCAGCUCACGGACGACGGGGACUCGUUCCUGCACUUAGCCGUCAUCCACGAGGAGCUGGCGCUGAGCCUGGAGGCCAUCCGACAGGCGCGGGACGCGCCUGCCUUCCUCGACCUGCAGAACCACCUCAGCCAGACACCGCUGCACCUGGCCGUGAUCACGGAUCAGCCUGAGAUCGCCGAGGCCCUUCUCAAGGCCGGAUGCAACCCCGAGAUCAGGGACUUCCGUGGAAACAUGCCACUGCACAUCGCCUGCGAGCAGGGCUCUCUGCGGAGCAUGGGGGUGCUCACGCAGUACUGCCAGGAGCACCACCUGCACGCCAUCCUGCAGGCUGCCAACUACAACGGACAUACAUGUCUCCAUUUGGCAUCCAUUCAAGGGUAUCUGGCAAUUGUGGAGUGUUUGCUGUCCUUAGGAGCAGACGUCAAUGCUCAGGAGCCUUGUAAUGGCAGAACUGCCCUACACUUAGCUGUAGACCUGCAGAAUUCAGAGCUGGUGUCACUUCUGGUGAAACACGGGGCAGAUGUGAAUAAAGUAACCUACCAAGGCUAUUCUCCAUACCAGCUCACAUGGGGAAGAGACAGCUCCAUCAUACAAGAACAGCUGAAGCAGUUAACCAUAGCAGACCUACAAAUGCUGCCAGAAAGUGAGGAUGAGGAAAGCAGUGAAUCAGAAUCAGAAUUUACAGAGGAUGAACUGAUGUAUGAUGAUUGCAUUAUUGGAGGACGGCAGUUGGCAUUAUAAAAUGGAGGAUUCUCAGAAAGGACAUAAGUCUAUACAUAUGCACAACAAAGACUUAUUUUCUUCAAAAAAUGGAAAAAUGUGAAAAAAAUACUGAAAUACACUGCACAGCACAGAGCACAUGACUAUAACAACAAGAUUCAUUGUUCUGAGCUGCAUUCUAAUUAUGGGAGAAACAGAUCAUCAGUAGAAAUCUGUGACACAUUGCACCACCCCUCAGUUAACUGGUUGUCCUAAUGUAUGAUCAGUAUGAAGACAGACUGCAGUCCACCUGAACAUGCAUUUCAUAUACAGGAAUGUGUACAAGAGAUGUCCAGAGAGCAUGAGUAUGGUGGAAUGUUUGCCUCUAAAAUGUCAGGACAGGUUCACAUGAAUAUCCCAUCCUCUUUGACUACAUUUCAUAGAUUUCUGUUGGGGCUGAUUAUAAUGCACUCUGUUGACUAACCUCAGCUGCUCUUUGUGGUGUAUUAGGAGAUAAGAGGUGUUGAAAUGGGGAAGUGACCUCUUGGCUUUUAUAGGAAAGGUAGCAAUAAUGUUAAUUGUGGACCUGGUUUCCAAUGCAUUUCGCACUGUGUGUGUCAUAAUUGCUACACCUUUAGCUGUUGUACAUAAUGUAUAUGUUGUACAUUCUGUUUUAUAAUUAUUUUGGUACCUGUCCAAUUGUAUAUUUAUUAAAAAAAAAAGUCAAAGCCAGUUGUGGCUGUGCGAAGUAAUU
Molecule: messenger RNA, 1717 nt
Organism: Gavialis gangeticus (Gharial)
Lineage: Eukaryota; Metazoa; Chordata; Crocodylia; Gavialidae
Gene: NFKBIA
Product: NFKB inhibitor alpha
Exons: 6
Coding region: 61-1005 (314 amino acids)
Molecular function (GO): protein binding
Source: RefSeq, a predicted model, not a curated record